Eriocheir sinensis (Chinese mitten crab) is the source of this 756-nucleotide messenger RNA. It is a transcript of the gene Trx2, whose product is annotated as thioredoxin-2-like. The record is from RefSeq and is a predicted model, not a curated record. The transcript has 4 exons. Gene Ontology annotation, molecular function: protein-disulfide reductase activity. Bases 155 to 472 code for a protein of 105 amino acids. NCBI's taxonomy places the organism in Eukaryota, Metazoa, Arthropoda, Malacostraca, Decapoda, Varunidae.
GGGCCAUGAGUCAACAGUCCCCGCACCGCAGCCCCGGCCCGCCUCACACCCUGCCGCCCGCCACCCGCACCAGCUCCUCGUGCCGCCCCAGGACUGCCCGCCCCGCCGCUAACACCUACUGGAGGAGGGUUCCCGUGCACCGUGACAGGUCAUCAUGGUUUAUCAAGUGAAGGAUCAGGAGGACUUCAAGAAGCAGCUGAAGGAAGCUGGCCAGAAGCUUGUUGUCGUGGACUUCUAUGCAACCUGGUGUGGGCCCUGCAAGAUGAUUGCUCCCAAGCUUCAGGAGAUGAGUAGCCAGAUGACUGACGUGGUGUUCCUGAAGGUGGACGUGGACGAGUGUGAAGAUGUAGCGGUCACUUACCAGAUAUCCUGCAUGCCUACUUUCCUCUUCUUUAAAGAGGAACAGAAAAUUGACAGCUUCUCUGGAGCAAGUGAAGAAAAGAUUCGAGACUACAUCGCUAAGUACAAAUAAAUAAAGGGCAGUGACCUGAAUCUAGAACCCUUCGGAUGAUGUUUGAAAACUGCGCAGAAGGAUGCUCGGAGUGGAAUUUUUAAGGAAGUAUGUAGGUUAAAUAUUUUGUGUUAAUUUAAUUUUUUGGAGAUUAUUUGUUACUUGAAAUCAAAAAAUGAAGAAGUGAUCACGUUUGAUUAAAGAAAAUCGUGUUACCUGUUGAUUUAACUUAAAAGUGCACUUAUUGUAUUUGAAAAAAUCAUGUAAUAUUUAUUUUGUUUGUGUGUAAUAAAAACAGCAUUUUA